Molecule: messenger RNA, 1509 nt
Organism: Erythranthe guttata (spotted monkey flower)
Lineage: Eukaryota; Viridiplantae; Streptophyta; Magnoliopsida; Lamiales; Phrymaceae
Source: RefSeq, a predicted model, not a curated record
UCUCUCUCUUCUUUUUCUUCCCCGUCAAUUGUACAACACGGAUUAAAAGAGAUAGUAAAAAAAUUAGGUUUUGGGAGAGCAAUUCAACAACACUAGGGUUCUAAUAACGCCACCCCCAGGGUGAUGGCAAGAACUAGGCGUAAGCGCACAAAUCACGAGUCAAGUUCGACUAGGUUGCUCGAUGAACAACAUCUACAACAACAACAAGAUACCACAAUGAUGGAAAGCAUUCGACAUAGUGCACACAUUAGAAACGAGAAUGUGGGCCAUCCAUUAGAGUCGAAUUCAAAUGAUGUCGAUAAUUCAGUGCUUGACCAAACAGAAAAUGUCCGACAAAAAAGGGCUAGAGGGCCUACUUACAUGACACGUGUUUGGGCAAGGAAGGGUCGUAAAGAAGUUCAGUUCAAUGAAUAUGGGCAAGCUAUCGGGUUAAAUAAAAGUGAAUACGUUGAAUUCGUCGGCACGUUAGUGAGAAACGGUAAGUUACUUCCUAUUGACAUUAAAGAUUGGCAUCGAGUGCCAAAGCCUACAAAAAGCAAGCUAGUCGAACUGGUUAAGGCGAAGUUCCACGACGCACCUGGUUUUGAACAUAACACAUUGAUGAAUUUAGCGAAAAGUUGGAGGAACUGGAAAAAUAGAGUAAAAGCGAAUUAUUUCGAUCCGGACUUAUCGUUGGAAGAAAAUAUGCGCAAACGACCGGAUACUGAAGACGAAAGGGUCUUACCUGAUCAAUGGAAGAACGCAGUGAUUUACUGGAGCAGUGAUAAAUCGAAGAUGAUAAGUGCUAAGAAUAAAGUAAGCAGAUCAAAUAAAAGUAUGCAUCACACUACCGGGAAGCGAAGCUUUGCUCAAGUUAGAGAACGGAUGAAGGAGUCAGAAGCAUCGGUUGACGAAGAUGAAACGGGGGAUAAUCCAAUUAUAAACGGACCAAGUAGAACAGAUCUUUUCCUUAAGUGUUAUACACGAAAUGGAGAGUCUUCUAAUCCUAGUGUAGUAAAUUGUUUGCGGAAGAUGAAAGAUUUAAUUAGUGAGCUUCCUAGCGGUGCAAAAGAUAUUGGACCGGACGAUAUUUUUUCCCGAGUAGUUGGACAAGAUAAACCGGGUCGAGUAAGAAUGUUUGGUCGUGGUGUAACUGCGUCCGUUGUAUACGGUGAUUUGCAUAAGGGAGGCGAGACUUGUCAUACGAACAUAGCCUAUAAGAAUGAAAUAGAUGCGUUGAAGCAAAGAGCUGACGAGCAAGAUAAACUUAUAAUCGAGCAAAAUAUGCAAAUCCAGGAGCUUAUAUUAAUGAACAGGCAAAGAAUCGAACAAUAUUCUUCGCCACAAGCGGAUAGAGUCCGUUCGAUCUCUCAUCACCCGUCGACCUCUUCCUCGAGCCAAUUGCCUACCUCCUCAAGCAAAGAGCCUUUACGGGUAAGUUAAUUAUAUGAUGGACAAUGAGAAAUAUGAUAUAGAUUUUAGGACAAAAUGCAAUUCGCCCCCUAGAAUUUUUAAAUUUUGCACUUCCCU